GAGUCAGGCGCCCAUCAGACGCCGGUCUCUGAUUAAAGCUUGCGUGGAACUAGCAAAUUUUAUCAGGACCAAAAAGUUUCGACUGCAAAUUUCUUCACAUUUUCCGUCCCGUCGGUUGCAAAAAUGAGUGACGGCGACUACAGAUCGAGCAAAAAUGACAUGGAGGAUUCCUUCCAAUCUGGGCGAUCCGAUAGUCCUCGUGACUACGGUGGCCGAGGAGACAACAAUGAGCCUGAACAGUACCGGAAACUUUUUAUUGGAGGACUCGACUACAAAACCACCGAAGAAUCUUUGAAAUCUUAUUUCGAGCAAUGGGGCGAGAUCGUUGACGUCGUCGUUAUGAAGGACCCCAAAACAAAGAGAUCUCGAGGCUUCGGCUUCAUUACCUACUCGAACAGCCGCAUGGUGGACGAUGCACAAAAUGCAAGGCCUCAUAGGGUGGAUGGCCGAGAGGUUGAACCGAAGAGAGCAGUGCCCCGCCAGGACAUCAACAAACCAGAGUCUGGAGCCACGGUGAAGAAGCUUUUUGUUGGAGGGCUGAGUGACGCAAUCGGAGAAGAUGAACUGCGCGAUUACUUCACCCAGUUUGGAGAAAUCACAUCCAGCGUGGUCGUCACCGACAAGGAAACUGGAAAGAAGCGGGGCUUCGGAUUUGUCGAGUUUACCGAUCAUGAUCCGGUCGAUAAAAUAUGCUGUAAGUUAAUGCGUGACCACACCAUCUGUGGCAAGAGGGUGGACGUUAAGAAAGCCUUGAGCAAGGCUGAGAUGGCCAACGUCGGUCGUGGAGGCGGUGGAGGCAGUGACCGCGGCGGAUCUGGAUUUGGUGGACGAGGCGGCGGUGGCAGCAUGAUGGGCGGCCGUGGAGGCAGCGGAUGCGGCCCUUGGGGUAACCGCGGAGGCAUGGGAGGCGGCGGGGGCCAGUGGUCCAACGGAGGUGGCGGUGGAUUCGGAGGCGGCGGAGGUGGCUACGGAGGAGGAGGAGGCGGAAAUUACAAUGGAGGUGGGGGAGGCGGCUACGGCGGCAGCAGUGGCGGAAGCAGUGGUUUUGGAGGAGGUCCUCAGGGCAAUGUCUGGGGUAACCAAGGCGGUGGUGGCGGAGGAGGAGGCGGAAACUGGGGCAACCAGGGAGGCAUGGGUAGCCAAGGAGGCAGUGGAGGAGGAUGGAACCAAGGCGGUGGUGGUGGAGGCUAUCACGGAGGUGGAAACCAAGGAUGGAGUGGCGGUGGCAGUGGAGGCAGCGACCACGGAAACUUCAGUCACUAUGGAGGAAGCCAACACAGUGGUGGAGGUGGCUACAACAGCAGUGGAGGUGGAAGCAGCGGAGGUGGCCCAAUGCGAGGUGGAAACUACAUGGGAGGAAGACCUGGCCCGUAUUCGAGUGAUUCUACAGGAGGGGGUGGUGGAGGUGGCUACGGAGGUGGCAGUGGGGGCGGAGGCCGCAGAUUUUAAACUCGAUCCCCGAUUUUUGAUGGUUUAUUAAGGAUGAGAGACAGUGAGACGAUGAGGCAGAAUAGUGGUCUUUUAGCUAGCUAGCUAACCAGGAUAGCUAGAGACAGUUCUCCUACCAAUGUCUUCUUCACCACCAAAUGUACAAGAUCCAUUCGUUGGUUCUCCAUAGGAGUUAACUAAAUCAUCAAAAUCAAUACAAUAUUUGAGGGGAGUGUAUCAAAUAACUGAACUAAUUCGAAACGAUCAAUUGCCUAAAAUUGCAUGUAGGUAAACAAUUUUUGAUCCAGUGACUUACAUUUUUAAUGUUUUAAAUUUGAGAGUUCACAUUUUGCUUCAUGUGCCGCAGUGAUUUUAAAAUCAUUUGUGUAGAUUCAAUGACAUCUUGAUGUUUUGUUGUGCCAGCUUCCCCACAUAUUGCAUUUGAAGGGUGGUUUUAAUUUUCUGUUAUACUUAUAAGUCGUAAACUAAGGCCCUAAAACAUGUGUACUCCAACAUUUAAAAGUUACCACAGCAGAAUUCAACCUAAAACGGGGGUUCCCUUUAAGUGUAGGACUUGAUUGGCGACACUGGGGGUUAUAAUUUUGUGGUGGAAACUUUUAAAGAUCAGGAAACAUUCAUACACGUUCGCGUGUAUUAGGAAUAUGUAUAACCGUAAUUAUUUAAGUUGCUAAAGUAAUAUCGUACUACACUGUCAAAUUUUCAAUGUGAAAGGGAAUAAAUAAGGACGUGACAAAUGAAAGGA
Molecule: messenger RNA, 2191 nt
Organism: Neocloeon triangulifer
Lineage: Eukaryota; Metazoa; Arthropoda; Insecta; Ephemeroptera; Baetidae
Gene: Hrb87F
Product: heterogeneous nuclear ribonucleoprotein A1, A2/B1 homolog
Exons: 9
Coding region: 124-1449 (441 amino acids)
Molecular function (GO): RNA binding
Source: RefSeq, a predicted model, not a curated record